AUGAGAAUGUUUUUGAAGAGGUUUAUGAGUGUUAGGAAAAAAGAAAGAACGACGGAUUUAGUUAUGAUAGCUGUCAGAGAAGGUUUUAGAGGGAUAGAUACUGCUUGUCAACCUAAACAUUACAGAGAAGAUCUUGUCGGUGUCGCAUUAAGAAAUCUAUUCGAUGAAGGGAUCGUCAACAGAGAUGAUAUGUGGAUUCAAACAAAAUUCACACCUCUAGACGGACAAGAUAUCUCUCAACCAUUACCUUAUGAUCCCAAAGCUUCUCUAGAUGAACAAAUAAGACAAUCACUCGAUAAAUCAAUACGAAAUCUUGGUGUUGAUUAUUUGGAUUCUGUCAUUUUACAUUCGCCAUUACCUACGAAAGAGGAAACGCUAUUGGCCUACCGAACCCUUGAAGAAUUAGCAGACCAAGGUAAAGUCCGUACAUUGGGUAUCUCAAACAUAUACGAUCCUACUCUUUUACAAUGGCUCAUCAAUCAAGCUAGGAUAAAAGUUGGGGUGGUUCAAAAUAGAUGGUAUGAAGGUAAUGGAUGGGAUUGGUCAAUAGCUGGAUUUUGGAUUAUCCCGGAAAACCUAAGACUGACAUUCAGAUGGGGUAUAACCCCUUUAUGCGGAGCUACAUCUCUUGGACAUAUUCAAGAAGCUAUCAACUCUACCGAGAUACAUCAUAUAAAAGCUGAUAUACCGAAAGCUAUCGAAUUACAACAAAUGAUGAGAAGACCGUGA
Molecule: messenger RNA, 729 nt
Organism: Tremella mesenterica DSM 1558
Lineage: Eukaryota; Fungi; Basidiomycota; Tremellomycetes; Tremellales; Tremellaceae
Exons: 7
Coding region: 1-729 (242 amino acids)
Cellular component (GO): cytosol
Molecular function (GO): aldose reductase (NADPH) activity
Source: RefSeq, a predicted model, not a curated record